UCUGUGAUGGGAAAACAAUAGCUCGUGCCCGCCGAGCACUCGGUGUGCCGGGCAGUGGGCUAGCGCCUUGGAUGAAUGAACUCAUUUCAUCCUUCGGGAUUCAUGCCCUGUAAGGUGGCUGCACACUGCCCCCAUUUUACAGACGGAGAAACUGGGGCAGAGCGGCCAGGUAAUUUUUGCCACAUUUAGCGAGGGCCCUGGACCGGAACAAGGAUUCCGUUCCUGCCCGUUACUUCCCAUUUUUGUUUCUUGGCAGGUCGGUCCGACUCCCUAAGUUCUCAGCCUCCCUUGCAUCUGUAAAAUGGGGUAGCAGUACUUUUUAGGGUCUUCGUUAGAUUUAGAAACAAUACAUGCAAAGCAUCCCCGAUUCUGGUGUGGAGGAGCUGUGCAUCACGGAGUGUCUAUGGUUCCUCCUCCAGCAGCUUCCCCCACCUGGCUGAGGCGCCCCAGCCCCAGAUGACACCCCACACUCAGCUAGCCGAGCUCUCACGCCAGGUGCUGCUCCCCGAAGAGCCCUCGGCAAAGCCAGGUGGCCAGUGCAGGCAGCUGUGGCCGGGCCCCCCUCUGACACUGGUCUGGUUGCUCCAGGAGCCCUCCUCCCCUGUCCUCCCAGCUGCGGUUUGUGUGUGAGAAGGAGGGCUGUUUCCCGCAUCCUGUGGGUGCUCUCAGAGGUGACCCCUGUGGGAUGUGUGCUUAGGAGGGGCCGCCGAGCAGCAGUCUGGUGUGCAUCUGUGCGAGAGGGAGUGUUUUAACCACAUUCCGUGGGUGUGGUAAGGUCUGGCCAGAUGCGGGGGCGGGGGCUGGAGGAGGAGGAAGGUUUGCAGGCUGUGUUAUAUGGAGGACCCAUGCAGCACUCCAGGCAGCGGCCGCCGCUCAGCGAAAGCACCUGGGUGGGUCAUUAGGCAGGGAGACAAGGCAAAUAUGGGCAAGCGCCUUUAGUGUGAUUUCUUCGGGAAGGGAAGGGCUAGGUGGGGCAGGCUGACUUAGGAUUGGCUGCCUGUGUUGGACAGUGGCAGCUGGGGAAAUUCAUGUUCAUUGUGGGUUUUACAGUGUGUACCAUUUAAAGCUUCCCUAAGGCCUCCAGGUAUCUAGGGGUGAGUCGCAGUUUGUGGAGUCACAGCUAGUAGACCUUAGGUGACCUUACAGCAAUUAGAACAUCAUUAAUACAAGGAGACGGAGAUGGGCGAAUUGUCUUAGAGCUUCAUUGGCUUGACUUACCUUGUCAGCAGUCUGCACUCCCUUGCUAGGAAAACCGAGAAGGAAAGAAUGGCCGUGGAUUUGCUGCCCACUAAGGUGACAGAGUCUGUGACAUUCAGGGACGUGGCCGUGUUCUUCAGCCAGGACGAGUGGCUGCGCCUGGACUCCGCGCAGAGGACCCUGUACCGGGAGGUGAUGCUGGAGAACUACGGCACCCUCGUCUCGCUGGGGAUUCCGUUCUCAAGGCCGAAGGUGAUCUGCCAGUUGCAGGAAGGAGAAGAUCCUUGCCUGGUGGACGGAGAACUCCCUCGGGACGCCUGUCUAGGCACCAGCGUAUCCGAACUCCCAUUCCGCCACACCCUCACCAGCAACUGGGCACUGAGUAUGAUCUAUGGGACGGUGGCCAUGCUGGCCUACAGUUCCCAGACGGCAUCUCUCUCCUUCCAGAAGAAGACAGGGUAG
Molecule: messenger RNA, 1659 nt
Organism: Leptonychotes weddellii (Weddell seal)
Lineage: Eukaryota; Metazoa; Chordata; Mammalia; Carnivora; Phocidae
Source: RefSeq, a predicted model, not a curated record